CAAGGAACGGCUUCUUGUUCCAGCAGCAACAGGAGGAGGAGGAAGGUUGGCGGCCUGAGGGGAGUUUGUUGUGGCGGGUGGCGAGUGGGGCCAGGAGCGGGAAGAGCGGCGCCAGCGGAGCAGGGAAGGAAGGCCCGGUCUCGCUCUGCGAAGCGGAGGAUGAAUUGGCUCUUCCCGCUCUCCAAAGCCGGCAGCGGUGGCGGGGCCGCCGCCGCCUCCUCCUCGCCCUCGCCUUCGUCGGCCGGUGGAACCGCGCUGCCGCCGACUCUCACCAGCCUCCAGCAGCAGAAGCAGCGGCAGAUCGAGUCCCUGCGGAGCGCCCACGCCGCUAUAGCUGAAAUACAAAAAGAUGUGGAGUAUCGAUUGCCAUUUACUGUCAACAACCUGACAAUAAAUAUUAACAUAUUGCUUCCUCCUCAGUUUCCUCAGGAAAAACCAGUCAUCAGUGUUUUCCCUCCAAUACGGCAUCAUUUAAUGGACAAACAAGGAGUGUAUGUGGCCUGCCCAUUAAUAAGCAAUUUCACAAUGCACUCAGACCUUGGAAAAAUAGUUCAAAGUAUACUUGAUGAAUUUUGGAAGAAUCCUCCAGUUUUGGCUCCCAGCUCAACAUCAUUUCCAUACCUUUACAACAAACCAGCUGGAAUUCCUUCCUAUGCUCAGAACUUUCCAUUUCUUUCUCCAUACCUACCACAAGAAACAAAUAGGUCUAUAACAUCUGUGCCACUUGCAGAAUCACUUUCUUCUGGCUACGCUACAGACAGACCUGCGGCUCCUUCCUUUGGCAUGAUAUCAGAUCUGCCAUUACCUGUUCCAACAGCAGAAACCAUAUCACAGGGGAGCCCAAAUGGAUUCAGUUACAAAAUGCCUGAUGUACCUGAUGCAUUUCCAGAACUAUUGGAACUUAGCAUAUCACAGCUGACAGACAUGAAUGAGCAAGAAGAUGUCCUGCUGGAACAAUUUGUUAAUUUGCCCCAGUUGAAGCAAGUCAUUAACGACAAGGAUGAUUUAGUGAAAAGUAUUGAAGAGCUAGCAAAAAAAAACCUCUUAUUGGAACCAAGUUUGGAGACGAAAAGACAAGCAGUGUUGGAUAAAUAUGAACAGCUUACUCAGUUGAAGGCUACAUUCGAAAAGAAGAUGCAACGGCAGCAUGAACUGGGCGAGAGUUGUAGUGCAAGUGCUCUGCAGGCAAGACUGAAAGUAGCAGCUCAUGAAGCUGAGGAAGAGUCUGACACUAUUGCAGAAGACUUUCUGGAAGGGAAAACGGAAAUAGAUGACUUUAUUAGUAGCUUCAUGGAGAAGAGAACAAUUUGCCACUGUAGAAGAGCCAAAGAAGAAAAGCUUCAACAGGCAAUGGCAAUGCGCAUUCAAUUUCAUGCUCCUUUAUAGGUUUUCCAGCUAAAUAGAAUUUCUGAGGCGAGUGAAUGAAUCCAGCAAAGCACAUUUUCAUAUAGCUGUUAUUUUGCAAAUAAGCAUUUCAUCACGGUUGUUGUGUUUAUAGAAGAAACUGUAUACAGAACUGGGAUGAUGAUGAUUAUUAUUAUUUUGGUACAAAUUAGGAAGUCUUUCUAUUAUCAUUUCAUCCAAGAAAUCCUCCUAUUGCAGUGUUUGCACUAAAUAUUUCUUGUCAUUAUUAUUGAUAAUCCUUAUCAUAUUUAAGUUCCUACUUCUCUCUCCACCUACUUUAUAGAUUAAAUAUUUAAACAUGUAAUUUUGACUAGAUUUUUAAAUUUUAUACAACAUAAUUCAUAACUUUUGUAUUAAACAUUUGCUGUUUGGGGCUGGGGCAGGGGAUGUAGAAAUGUUGGUUACUUAAAAGUAAGUUGCAAAGUUUAUGAGGCAAAACUCAUAUGUUAAGUCCUCUUUUUAAAAAAAGAAUUCUGAUUCUUGAAAUCCAGUUUUCAACCAUUUUUAUGUUGAAAGCAACACACUACAUUGCUAUUGAAAUUAAGUGGCAGUGGCAGGUAAAAGGCCAGGAGACUUGAAAAUGGCCUUGCACCCUAUUGCAGAGAUGUACACAGUUAACUGCUUGUGGGAUCGGGUCUUCAUUGUGUGGCAAUGUCCCUCCUUCCCACAUAAUCAAGACUCGUGACACAGAGAUUAAGAUUUAAUUGGGUGGUUAAGGCCACAACUUUAUUAAUAAGCAUGUUGAGCGGAAUUGGCUUAGGCGUUGGAACCUAACAGACUAUAUCCGACUCCAACCCGUGUGUUGAAGUCCUUGAGAAGUUAACCACCAGAAAGGAGCCCCGCGAUGUAGAUCUACUAGAGCUCCUCCUGUGGCCACCGAAGGGGCGUGCCCUACGGCCCAGGCAACUCCAGGCGCAGGACCAAGCGACGCCCCCGGAAUCCUUUAACGGAAUUACUUCUCCAAAUUUGGGCAGCCGUUGACGUAAUCUGCCCCUCCUCCAUCUAUUGUUAUGCAAAUUUCCAACGCCUAACCGCCUAACCUAAGUUGUGACGACAUGCUACGGGGUAGGCGAAAAACCCAUCAUGGCUAGCCCAGUAUGGGAAAAGUCCUACCCGGCCCGCUGACUAACCAGGCAACCGACUCCCGUCCAUAGCAGCGU
Molecule: messenger RNA, 2564 nt
Organism: Zootoca vivipara (common lizard)
Lineage: Eukaryota; Metazoa; Chordata; Lepidosauria; Squamata; Lacertidae
Gene: VPS37A
Product: VPS37A subunit of ESCRT-I
Biological process (GO): protein targeting to membrane; protein targeting to vacuole; ubiquitin-dependent protein catabolic process via the multivesicular body sorting pathway
Cellular component (GO): ESCRT I complex
Source: RefSeq, a predicted model, not a curated record